UGAAACAGUUUUCAGAUAGUGAAUGAUUUCCGAGGUGGCACACAGCCUCAAAGAAGCAAGUUUGUUUGACAGACUAUUUCGGCACUUGAACUUAACCAAAAUUUUUGUAAAUGGAUGGAGCGACGGAAACGCCCUGUUCGAGUUUCUGAACAUAAUGCCUCAAGUUCAAAAAAGAAGCUCCUUCUUAGAAGUGCCUUUGGACGUUCCUAUCGAAAUAUCAACAGACAAGGCCAACACGAAUGAAAAAGUAGACUGUUUCACCGGAAAGUUCAAGUCUCCUCUGAGUUUGCAAAUGAACAUGCGUGAAGAAACGCAAACUUGUCACUUUUGGAGCUGUGUUCCCAAACACGGAUGCAGGGCAGUUGUGUUACACUUCGCUGGUACAGGAGAUCACGGUUAUGUACGAAGAAAAGUAUCUUUUGCGAAGCCACUUCUUGAGCACAAUCUAGGGUCUGUUAUUAUUGAAAACCCUUUUUACGGAGUGAGGAAACCAAAAGAGCAGUUCAGAUCCCAACUCAGAUUUGUCUCCGAUCUUCUAGUGAUGGGCACAGCACUAGUUAUGGAAGCGAAUGUCAUUAUGAGGUACUUGGAAAAGCUAAGUCUGGGCUUUCCCUGUUUAACAGGCAUAUCAUUAGGUGGUUACACUUGUUCCUUGGCGGCCACAACCUGGCCAAAACCAAUUCCUGUGGUGCCUUGUUUGUCCUGGACUACAUCAUCAAACGUAUAUACUCAGGGAUUGCUGAGCACAUUUGUUAACUGGCCUAAGCUUCAAAGUUCAAUGCCAGAUUUAAACCAAUUCGAAUAUCAAAAUAGAUUCAUUAGAUCUGCUUCUAGCACAAAACUUGAAGACACAAUUUCAGCACAAGUUUUGUUGUUUCAACUGCUAGAAGCGGCCACCCAUUUAGGAAAUUAUAGUGCCUUAGUUGACCCUAGAUUAGCGACGGUUGUGGUUGCUACGAAAGAUGCAUACAUUCCUCGCAAUACAGAUGAUUUGACACUUAGUGUUUGGCCGGGAGCUACAAGGAUCGAUAUUGAAGGCGGACAUAUGCAGGGAAUUUUGAAUCAUUCUCACUCUUUUCGUGAUGCUAUUCUUCAAACUGUAAAUAGAUAUGAACAUUUAUACUUAAAAACUUAGCAACUUAUCAUUUUCUAAUGUCA
Molecule: messenger RNA, 1158 nt
Organism: Symsagittifera roscoffensis
Lineage: Eukaryota; Metazoa; Xenacoelomorpha; Acoela; Convolutidae
Product: protein ABHD18-like
Exons: 2
Coding region: 23-1135 (370 amino acids)
Source: RefSeq, a predicted model, not a curated record